Messenger RNA from Clupea harengus (Atlantic herring), 715 nucleotides. Its product is annotated as histone H4. Gene Ontology annotation, cellular component: nucleosome. Lineage: Eukaryota; Metazoa; Chordata; Actinopteri; Clupeiformes; Clupeidae. Gene Ontology annotation, molecular function: structural constituent of chromatin; DNA binding; protein heterodimerization activity. The record is from RefSeq and is a predicted model, not a curated record.
UAGAAAUUUAGUUCACAGUAUUUUUCUGUAGUGCUAAUAACGAGAGUUGAAGAAUGUCUGGAAGAGGAAAGGGCGGUAAAGGUCUUGGAAAAGGAGGCGCCAAGCGUCAUCGCAAGGUUCUCCGUGAUAACAUCCAGGGAAUCACAAAGCCCGCUAUCCGCCGUCUUGCUCGCCGUGGUGGUGUGAAGCGAAUCUCCGGCCUCAUCUACGAGGAGACUCGUGGUGUGCUGAAGGUUUUCCUGGAGAAUGUGAUCCGUGAUGCCGUCACCUACACCGAGCACGCCAAGAGAAAGACCGUCACCGCCAUGGAUGUGGUCUAUGCUCUGAAGCGUCAGGGCCGCACUCUGUACGGCUUCGGCGGUUAAAGUGUACACUACAUUACCCAACCAAAAGGCUCUUUUAAGAGCCACCCAUUUCUUCCCUGAAAGCGGUUUUCCAUGAUCUGUGAACAUUUGUGUUCGUUUUAUAAAUAUUAUGGAAGAAGCAUGUACUCAGUGUGUCAGUGCCUUCUCGACAGCAAUCUCUAGUCUUGCAGACACAUUGCGUACAUUUGAUGGAUUUUAGCGUCGUGAAGGUAUUGACUUGUAGUCUACAUUAAUACAUAUAGUAUUUAUAUAGCGUUUGUGGUAGAUGAACCAUGUCGCAGUUAUGUCCCGUCAUUAUCACUAGUCUUGCCCACAAUAAAAUUCAGAUGCAAACUCGUCACCUCGGCGAA